UCCAGGAAUACCAGAUAUAGUGAAUGCGCGGUCCGGGGAGACCAGAUAUAGUGAAUGCAGGGUCCGGGGAGACCAGAUAUAGUGAAUGCAGGGUCCAGGGAGACCAGAUAUAGUGAAUGCAGGGUCCAGGGAGACCAGAUAUAGUGAAUGCAGGGUCCGGGGAGAGGGGAUAUAGUGAAUACAGGGUCCUGGGAGACCGGAUAUAGUGAAUGCGGGGUCCGAGGAGACCAGAUAUAGUGAAUGCAGGGUCCGCGGACCCUGCAUUCACUAUAUCCAGUCUCCCCGGACCCUGCAUUCACUAUAGCUGGUCUCCCCGGACCCUGCAUUUACUAUAUCCGGUCUCCCCGGACCCUGCGUUCACUAUAUCUGGUCUCCCCGGACCCCACAUUCACUAUAUCUGGUCUCCUCGGACCCUGCAUUCACUAUAUCCGUUCUCCCGGGACCCUGCAUUCACUAUAUCUGCUCUCCCACAGUACACACAACAU
This is a messenger RNA of Staurois parvus, 485 nucleotides long. The record is from the annotation of a GenBank genome assembly. Lineage: Eukaryota; Metazoa; Chordata; Amphibia; Anura; Ranidae.